AUGUCGAACCGUCGACUUAGGUCUCAAGAAACCAUCUCUUCUCACCGCAAGGUAGCCAUGCAAUAUGUGAACACCACCCAUCUGGCCUUCUCCAAGCAGGUCCGGGGACCCAGCUCAAGAAGCAAGCUUGCUUGCAAACAAUGCCGCGACCGCCACGUUAGAUGCGACCAGCAGCAGCCAUGUGGCAUAUGUCGACGACGCAACAUCCGGUGCUCCCACGGCGACGAUAUCCUCUUCACGGCCUUGCAAUGGAAACCCGAUAAAGAGACGGCAUAUGAACAGAGGCUUAGUCCGGUUCGAAUCGCGGGCUUCGUCGAUGAGACACUCCAAGUGUCCCAGCUCUACCAUGUCCUACCUCACGAUGUUACUCAUGACAAUCUGGUUGUCUCCAAGACAAAUAAUAAGGGCUACAUCUUCUCGCCGGCUUCACACACGGAAGUGGCCGCUCCCAUCACCAAUGAAAAGGAUGCUUUCUACUUGGCAAGGUACACCGACAUCAUCGGGCCCAGAUUCGACAUGUUCGACAGCACAUCUCGAUACUUCUCUCUCGCCCUUCCACGCAUGGCUCUCAGUAACCGCCUCGUGCUUCUCUCCUGCCUCGCAUGUGCCGCCAGGCAGUACUCGCUCGUCACCGACCGCGGUCAUCACGACGCGCUGGUGUACUACAACGAAGCUCUCAAGACAUUGUAUGAGCGCCUCAACGAUAGUGGGCACGAGGAAGCCACGUUUGCCAGCUGUUUGCUCAUUGCUCACUGCGAGAUGGUGGAAAGUAAAGCGAGUGACUGGAACUUGCACCUCAAGGGGACCGGGGAGCUGGUUAUGAUGCACCACUGGAACGGCCGAAGCGGAGGACUGGCGCAGGCGGGCUUUUGGAUUUACUACCGCAUGAUUAUCCUCGCUUCCCUCGCAUCCGGCAUGUCGGCAGCAGUAAAUCUAGGCCAGUUACUACCCUUGGGCUACUUUCCUAAUCCCACCGGGGAAUGGACCCUCGACGCCUGGCAAAGCAAAGUCGUUCAUCUUCUCGGAACCACGCACCGGUUCUGGGCCCGCAUACGCAACCAUCACCAUCACCAUCAUCAUCACCAAGACGACACGGACACUGCGCUCGACAAACUCACAGCCGAGUGGACCAGUCUCGGCGAUCAACUCCUGCGACAUCAAUCCCAAGCACCAGCCAUGUGCCACGCGUUGAGCGUCAUUCCAGCAGCAAAUGACAACGACGACGAUAUUAGCCCCUUCGAAUCCGUUCGUUACGUCAAUGGUCCCGUGUCGGCCGCUUGGCAGAUGUUGCAUACUGCUUAUUUGGUCCAUACUCUCUCGCAGCCGACUCCGCGAGCAGCUCGGUUGACGCUCCUUUCCUCGUCCGAGGUAGCGAACAAGGCACUGUCGUAUGCCCGGAUGAUUGUGGCCAACUCGAUUGCGAAUCGGUGUACGAUUGCAUGGGCGAAUGCUGUUCAACUACUGACCAUGGCCGGGCAGUGUCUUGUGGACGUAAAGGAGCGGCAAGCUUGUUUUAGGGCGCUGGAAAAUAUCCAGCAUCAUACCGGGUGGAAUACGCGAGUGAAUAUGGAGACUUUGUCUGCCAUAUGGAGACGAGCGACGAUAGAUGGCGGAGGGGUCAGCGAUUUGGGAAGGUUGUUAUACAUUACAUGGAUGGGUGAUGAGGUAGUUGUUUCCUAG
This is a messenger RNA of Neurospora crassa OR74A, 1680 nucleotides long. Its product is annotated as C6 zinc finger domain-containing protein. Gene Ontology annotation, biological process: positive regulation of transcription by RNA polymerase II. NCBI's taxonomy places the organism in Eukaryota, Fungi, Ascomycota, Sordariomycetes, Sordariales, Sordariaceae. Gene Ontology annotation, molecular function: zinc ion binding; DNA-binding transcription factor activity, RNA polymerase II-specific; transcription cis-regulatory region binding. Bases 1 to 1680 code for a protein of 559 amino acids. The transcript has 4 exons. Gene Ontology annotation, cellular component: nucleus. The record is from RefSeq and is a predicted model, not a curated record.